CGUGCGCGGCUCCCCUGAGGCGGGCGGGCGGCCGGGCCGGGCGGAGGCCGCGGCCGGAGCCGGGGGCUCGCGUAGAUGUGCAGCCCGGGGGGGGCCCCCCCUGGGCCCGCCCCGGCCGGCGACCUGCCCCCGGAGUGGGACAGCGACGACGAGCGCAUGGCCUUCCUGUUCUCGGCCUUCAAGCAGAGCCGCGAGGUGAACAGCACCGAGUGGGACAGCAAGAUGGCCUUCUGGGUCGGGCUGGUGCUGGCCCGCGGCCGCAGGAGGGGCGCGGUGAGGACCUGCCUCCGGGAGCUGCAGAACGGCUUCGAGCGGCGGGGCAGCGUCCCGCUGGGGCUGGGCACCGUCCUCAGGGAGCUGCUCAGACGUGGGAAGCUCCAGAGGGAGUCAGACUUCAUGGCCAGUGUAGACAGCAGCUGGAUCUCCUGGGGUGUGGGAGUUUUCAUCCUGAAGCCCCUCAAGUGGACUCUCUCCAGCGUCCUGGGGGACAGCAAAAUCCCUGAGGAAGAGGAGGUUCUGAUUUACGUGGAGCUGCUUCAGGAGAAGGCAGAGGAAGUUUAUCGCCUCUAUCAGAACUCUGCGCUCUCCUCUCACCCCGUCGUCGCCCUCUCCGAGCUCCAGUCCCUCUGUGCCAGUGUGUGCCCAGAUGAAAGGACCUUCUACUUGCUGCUGCUCCAGCUGCAAAAGGAGAAGAGGGUCACCAUCCUGGAACAGAAUGGAGAGAAGAUCGUGAAGUUUGCCCGAGGUCUCCACGCCAAGGUGUCCCCGAUGAACGACGUGGACAUCGGGGUGUACCAGCUGAUGCAGAGUGAGCAGCUGCUGUCACAGAAGGUGGAGUCCCUUUCCCAGGAAGCAGAGAAGUGUAAAGAGGAUGCCCGGAGUGCUUGUAGAGCUGGGAAAAAGCAGUUGGCUCUGAGGUGCCUGAAGUCCAAGCGGAGGACGGAGCGGCGCAUCGAGGAGCUGCAUUCCAAGCUGGAUGCAGUGCAGGGAAUCCUGGAUCGGAUUUACGCCUCCCAGACCGACCAGAUGGUGUUUAAUGCCUACCAGGCUGGGGUGGGAGCUCUGAAGCUGUCCAUGAAGGAUGUGACUGUGGAGAGGGCAGAGAACCUGGUGGAUCAGAUCCAAGAGCUUUGUGACACUCAAGAUGAAGUAGCCCAGACUCUGGCUGGAGUGGGGAUCAAUGGCCUGGCAGAGAUGGACACCGAGGAACUGGAGAAGGAGCUGGACAGUCUCCUCCAGGACUCGACCAAGGAGCCUGUGGAUCUGCCUCCUGUUCCCCAGAAGGUGCUGAAUCCCCCCAUUUCUGAUGCUGAGCUGGAAGCUGAGCUGGAGAAGCUGACAGUCUGUGAUGGAGAUUUGGCACAAAAGGCUGCAGCUGCUUCCUCUGAACCCAAAACAGCUCUGGGACUGAAUCUCUGAAGACCCAACAGAAUCCUGUUGCUGCUGUUUGGGAAGUUGUCUUAAGGUUCCUUAACUCAUGACUAGAACUUCUAAGGAGAGGAGUCACUCUCUCUUCCUCUCCAUGGAUAUCACUUUGCUCAGCAACAGGAUCUCCUGCCAUGACAAUCCACUCUGGAACUGGCCCCAGCUGGUGUUUGUCAUCUCUGUGCCAACAUCUGCACUGGUCUCAACCUGACUGGUGACCCCAAGUCGCUCUGACAUCCAGUCUUCCCUCCUGGGAAUACAAUUCCAGUGAAGAUAAACUCUUCUGUGUCCAUAA
This is a messenger RNA of Pseudopipra pipra, 1720 nucleotides long. It is a transcript of the gene CHMP7, whose product is annotated as charged multivesicular body protein 7. NCBI's taxonomy places the organism in Eukaryota, Metazoa, Chordata, Aves, Passeriformes, Pipridae. The transcript is spliced from 10 exons. Gene Ontology annotation, biological process: late endosome to vacuole transport via multivesicular body sorting pathway; vesicle budding from membrane. Gene Ontology annotation, cellular component: ESCRT III complex; multivesicular body. The coding region runs from base 76 to 1419 and encodes 447 amino acids. The record is from RefSeq and is a predicted model, not a curated record.